AUGACAUGGGAGGAAAAGUCACAGAACAGAACAAACCCACCUGAUUUUGAAUGCUCCAGAGAUCAGGAACAGCAGCUGGAGAAGGCUACAAUUGCACCUGAGUGUGAUGAUUCCAAGCAUAUUGCCAAUGUUUGCUCUGCUUGUGAACAAACACCACAUUCACACACCUUCUUUAUCAGACGAAAAAGCCAUAAAGCCCUAACUUUGCUGGGCUUUGACAGACUGACAGAAGACACUUCUGGCUCAGAGACACAAACUCAUGUUGAAAUUGAUGAGAUUCUUAAACAUUCUGAGAGACAUAGACAGAAGAUGGAUUAUUCAUUUGAAUUCCUUAUGGAUAAUCACGCUCCUGCAGGUUGUGGUCUUGCUGGGAUUAAGAAUCCCAAUAGUAAGAAAGUAAACAAUCCUUUAAUAAAAGCAGUAUCAGUUUGCCAAGAUAAAAACUGCACGUGGCAGGGAGACAUGGAAGACAGAUUUGUUGUGCUUGACAACUAUGGCAAUAGGUCAGAAAGAAGUUUUCUGGGGUUAGUUGAUGGCUUUCAUGGUGCAACGGCUGCAGAAAGAGUUGCAACAGAGCUUCCACUUCUAUUCCUUGACCAGCUUGCUCAAAUAGAUUGCUCCUACCAGAAGAGCAGGAACGAACAGCAAGUUCUCGAUUCUUUUGCCACAGUAAUCAAGGCAGAUUACAAAAAAGAGAAGGUUUUCUCUGGUAAACCAGGCAGUGACAAGCUCAACCCUUAUGAAGGGAUCCACAAAGCAUAUGCCAAGUCCUUCUGGAGAAUGGACAGGCUUUUACGGCUGGGAAGGAAUGAGGCUUCCAAAGUUCGCUGGAGUGGCUGUUCAGCUGUUACCUGCUUAGUGGAAAGAAUCCCCAGCAAAGAGACAGAUGGCACUGAGGAAGAAGAAAGAAAACAUUCUGCAAACACACACAGGCCACUAUCCAAGCCAGCCAAAGGCAUUGCUGGCUUACUGCAUGUUGCCAACAUAGGUAACACACAUGCAGUUCUGUGUAAAAAUGGGAAGAGUCACUGCCUCUCCAAAGAGCACAGCACUGCCAAUGUAAGCGAGACAAAACGCAUACUGCAGAAUGGUGGAAGCAUCAGCAAUAAUAAACCAGAUGGAUUAGUAGAGGGGCACCUGAGAACGACCAGGGGUCUUGGACAUCAUGGAGAUCUUGUGCUGAAAAGAUCUGUUAUACCUGUACCUCACACUGUAUCUGUCCCCAUUGAUGAUACUUGUCAGUUUCUUAUUUUAGCUUCUAAUGGGCUUUGGGAGGUGCUGGAUUUCAGUGAAGUACUUACAUUAACUCUAAGAACAUUCACUCAUUAUUUGAGAAUGUAUGAACAACAAAACAGGAUGUCACCAUAUAAGUGCCAGUAUCUGAUGCUCCUCACUGAAGACAAGUUCAAUGACUUGGAGACUAGUAAUGACCUGCAAGAUGGAGCAGAGAUACUGUAUUCCCAUAAAGACAUUUUGCUCAGUGACUCAAAAGGCAACCUAAAAUUAAAUGAGCUGAAGUGUUCUAGGAAGAACUUUUUGCAAAGUGGAGUUCCUAAGGGAACUGAUGACUCUAAAAAUCAAACUGACCAAGAACUGUCUCUUUUCAGUAACAAUCAAGUCAAGUCACAGAAUGGAGAGAUGGAAUGGUCAGGUUCUAAAAGUGGCUCUGAAGAACUGAAACAGUGUGAGGACAGAAAAAUGUGUCUGUCUAACAGUCUCUUGCCAGAGUCACAGACUACAAGGCAAGAAGAAAGAGACACUGACACCUUCUAUGUGACCAGUGGCACACACGAACAGCGGCGAGAGAAUGUACUGGCAAUAGGGUUUAAAGACAUGAAGCAACUCCCAGAAGACACAAAAACUUCCUUAUCUAUUAAUGACUCAGGUCCACAACUGGCAGAAAAAAUGGACUUCAAAAUAUUUUGUGACAAAUCUGCAGCUUAUGCUAGUCAAGAACUGCUGAACACUGUAUCACCAGUGGGUUCCACACCAUCACCACAGCAUGAAGAUGACAUAAAAAUGUACCCAUCCAAUUCUGGAUCACAAAUUGCAGGAAAAGGCACAGUCACCUCUGAGACACUCUAUGACAAGGCAGCAAGCUACGUCAGUGAACAACUGGUGAAGGCUGCAUUAGCUGCAGGUUCAAGAGAUAAUAUUACUGUUUUGAUUGCUCUUCUAAAUGGAUGUGAUAAGAUACCAAAUUACCUCAACAUUUAAAAAUUUAUCAUAGAAUAACUUGAGUGCCACAGUACAUACAGCACAAGCCUAUAUAUAGCUGUCUCAUGGAUUUGCUUGUAAUCAU
Pogoniulus pusillus (Red-fronted tinkerbird) is the source of this 2302-nucleotide messenger RNA. RefSeq names its product protein phosphatase 2C like domain containing 1 (gene PP2D1). Gene Ontology annotation, biological process: protein dephosphorylation. Gene Ontology annotation, molecular function: protein serine/threonine phosphatase activity. NCBI's taxonomy places the organism in Eukaryota, Metazoa, Chordata, Aves, Piciformes, Lybiidae. The record is from RefSeq and is a predicted model, not a curated record.